AUGAAUAAAAGUGGACAGAGUACAAAAUCUGGACCUAAUGAAAGUGCAACGAAGGACAAUAAUUCCGUAAAAACAAAAGGAAAAGUUCGCGGGAAGAAACGAAAACGCUCGAGUAGUGAAUCCAGCAGUGAACCGAGCAGUGAACACGAAGUUGUAUUACCAGAGAAUGCUGCGGAUGUGGACAGAAGUCUUCACGCAGUUGCCUUAAAAAAUAAUCUAGAUGAAACUAGUGUCAGGAAAAUUAUUAAGAAAGUAGUGACAAAUGAUCGAGUACUGGCACUGGUCAAGAUGCGUGAAGAAGAAGAUUCCGGUUCCGAGGAGCUACCAAAACUAACGAGAGCAAAAGUCAAGGAACUAAUGAAAGUGUCCCCUAAGACAACAACAACAUGGAACUUGGAGAAUCUGGAGCUGACUCCGAUCAAGCACAUUCCUGUGAAGACCAGGCCUGAAGUGAAGGCCCUCAUCGCCCAGGAGUUGCCGGAAGACGAAGAUGAUGAGGAAUAUGAACCCACCCAUGAUGAUGUCCCUAGCGAUGAUGAUCAAGGCUUGGAGUCAUGCAGUGACCUGGACUCCCAGCCGAGGACGCCAGCGACACCGCACAGCCAACAUGCUGCUAGUCCUAAAGUUGUCAAAGAUGGACCUUUUAAAGUACCGCAGGACAUCACAACACCUGCCCGUAGAAAACUGGACUUGGAAGAAGAAGCAACAAUAGCACUAAGAACUCGUUCUAAACUCAGUCUGUCUUCAACAUCCAUAGAGCAUAUAGAACGCAACUUCGUCCCACCCGACGAUAUCCCAAUGCCGGCAGUGGACGAUCUUUGGAAUCAGUUCUUAAACGAGUGCCUAAAUCCAGCAUCUACUUCCAAGAACGAAGACGAUGAUGAGACCGAUCCUGAGUAUAAUGUCGCCGCUGAUCCCGAUGCGCAAGAUGAAGAUGAGGAAGCCCUGGGACAGAGUAUAAUAAAGAUUUCAAAGAAGGAGCUGAACGAUCUGAUCACGGAGCUGUUUAAUGUGAUGCCGGAGCCCACUGCGGACGAGGUACUCAUGGCUGACAACCUCAGUAACGGUGUCUUCACUGACCAUAGUCAGGGAGCGAUGUCCGGCCGCUGGGAAGGCAAGCAAGAGCCACACUCAGACGAUGAUAGUACAAACAGACAGAAGCUAUCAGACAAGAUCACUUUUGAGAAGAAAAAGUACUGUAAAGUAUCCAUUGGAAAGAAAGAACCAAUGCAAAGCGAGACGGGAGACAAAGCCAAGCCAAAGAACGUAAAUAUAGCUCCUAAACCAACUGGUGAGAUGAUUCUGAACGCCAGUAUAGAGGAAGUGGAGAUACCAAUACUGUCUGCCAGCGCUCCACUACUGCUGAAGAAAAACCUCAAGACGGUACAGCGGACCGAGGUCAUACAGAUUCACAUCCAGCCCGGGGAGUGUGUGUUACCGGAGCAGGUCCAGCUCCUGCAGCAACAGUUACGUCAGCACGUGCAGCUGGCCGCCUCCAGCUUCCUACAGCUGUAUGUGCAUCCCAUACACUGGGGGUACGCCGCUAAAUAUAGGGAGUACCUAGAAACGUUUUCAAAGAUGGUGGAUUCGAAUCCGAAGUCUGUGGCGAACGUGUGCAACUUGAAGCCGGCGUUAGAUUUAGUGAACACGUGGCAGACCACCAUGUCCGAGAACACGCCUGAGAACAGGGAGAUGAUUGAAUUCAUUCAAAAGCAAUGCGAGAGAAGCCGCCAUCGUUGUCUAAACAAGAAGCUGUACGUGGGCGAGUUCCACGAGACGUUCCUGAAGGUAGUGUCGAACAGUCCGGUGUUCCUGUACCCGUACUUACUGCCUGCCAUGCCAUUCCGCGGGGAACACUCCUCCAAGCGGUUCUGUUAUCUCUAUUCGGAAGACGCAUUGAUAGCCCUGGGCCUGGAGCAGUUCCACUCGACGGUGAAGAGCUCCGUGGCGCGCCGCGCGGGGCGCGCGGGGCUGGCGGCCGCGCUGCGCCUGCUGGCGCGCCACCUGCUGCCGUGGCUGCCGCCCGCGCAGCUACUGGCGCACGUCAACUACGUGCGUCGCGCUCAGGACAAGGACAACCCCAUCUACCAAUACCUGACGACCGGAAUAGUUCGUCCAGUGCAGCACAAGUUGCUCCCGUUCAGUCCACAGAUGUCGCUGUACGAGCACCCUGAACAUGAGGUCCCACGUAUAUGGCUGCGAUAUCUCGCCAAGACUAGUAAGCGGUUCCGGAGUUAUUUGAUGAAACGAACGCAAACUACAGGAGUGCCUGCCGCGGGGGUCGAGAUCAACUUAGGACAUGUGCUAACCCCGCCCACUAAGGAACCACUACCAAUAGACUUCACGAACAAAAUAGUCACUAACUGCGCAGGAGAUAAUGCGACACUAGCGCCGCCACAGGAAAAAUACGACAUACAAAUAACGCAGAAAUCAGACGAACCAAAGUUAUAUAAUCAUUUAUACAAGUUCAUGGAAACUAAUACAGGUCCUUGCCUCGUUCUUAUACCUUCAACAACAAGCACAUACACGGUUAAUUCAAUUCAAUCAGUUGCUACUACAGCUGAAAUCAAUCCUAAUCCUACCACAGCACCUUCGAGAAGUAUACAAAGAAGGGAGGUUCCUGACCACUGCACUUGUUGCAUUAUGUUAAGAAAAAUCUGUAAACAAAGACAGACACACAUAACAGAAUACUUUGGCAAGAAAAUGCAGCCAAAAUGUGAUUGUAAGAAUAAGGAAUACCCUAAAGUAUCGAAUAAGUUGAAAUUGUUAGUGAAGGCUAUGAAGUAUACGCGUUUCCACGCUAUGCAGGUUCUUCAGUAUAAGUUACAAAGCUUGCUUCAAGCCAAAGAUAAGAAUAUACAACUGGAUUGUGAUAAUAGUUAUAAUGAUAUUGAUGAUGUUGUUGCCGCAACAAAAUUCCAAUUAAACUUGCUAAUACGGACUUCAGUGGCGCGCAACCCAAGCAUAAAGAGGAAGGUGUACAAGCUGAUAUAUAAGUUCAAUCUAAAUGAGAGUGACCCUGUAGAACUCGCCAUUAAUAUGGACAAAGUCUUAGGAAGCGAAUUACUUGACCUCUACAAAGAAUUCGUCGGGUUCCUGACACCCGAACAGGCUGAUAGAAUCAACGCCUUCAAGGAUUAUUUUAUUAGCAAUUGUUUGAUGAAGUUGGUUGAGAAGGUUGAGGAGCAAGUAGCAGAUUUGGAGACAAGACAUACGAUAUUGACGGAGAUAAACAAAGUGUUUGUAAAGAGCUUGUCGACUGCCUGCGAAAUAUGUACUGGGAUACUUGGCACACUGCACGGGCACCCAGACCUAGCGAGACAUGUGUACUCUCUGUUUCCACAUCGGAAUGACACGUCAGAUGAACCAACGUUACCAGCUCAGACAGAUCCCUCGCUUCCUGCAAACACAACGCCAGAGGAGACCAUGCGUGAAGACAGCAUGGUCGCGGAGAACAACACCACCAACUACGAGGCUGACCAGUCUAUGAGUGACCAAGACGACAAUUGCGACAACACAAGCGUUCCCGAAUUAAACAGCAACGUCAUUCGGCAUAUACCUAUUAAAAUUGAGAGCGAAGAAACAACACAGUAUGUAACACCAACAUCGGAGAAUCAGAAUGUAGCACUCGUGGUCACUGUCAGCAAAACUGAAGUACAGGACUUCAACGACAGUUCCAACUCUUCUAUAAGGCUCUCGUACGAUGAGGGAGGAGUGAAGAUUGAGAGGCCGGAAUGGAAAAGAGACGAAGACAAAUUAAUAUUAGAAAUAUUAAAGGAACAUCUGUCUCCAGAAGAAAGACAAGAUAAGACCAUUCUAGAAAUAUUUAAUGAGAAAGAUAUUGUCAACUUGAUCGCUGAGAGUUUGACAGACAAAACUAAGGAUGAAAUUACAACUCGGAUGCUGUAUCUGUUACAACUCUGCUGA
Spodoptera littoralis (African cotton leafworm) is the source of this 3927-nucleotide messenger RNA. The record is from the annotation of a GenBank genome assembly. Lineage: Eukaryota; Metazoa; Arthropoda; Insecta; Lepidoptera; Noctuidae.